GGGCCGACUUGGUUGUAUAGAGAGAGAGGUUCCCGUGGGGCGGCGGCGGCGGCGGCUGCAUGGCCUGGGCGCUGGCAGACAAGGGUGACCUUCACUCUCGCAUCCCACCAACAGGGCGCGCCUUCUAGCUGCGUCAUUGUCUGAGCUUCUUCAUUUUACAAAAGUACCCCCAGGUAGCUUCUUCGCUUCCAGUCUUUUGAUCACCUCUUGGGGCAGUCGCACCUUGGCCGCUAUUUCUGCCCUUCGACCUUGGUUCAAUGUACCGUCCUACCAAUCGCCCCUCUACCCUCCAUCUCGCUCCCUCAACGCCACUCUCAGACGCCCUAUAGACCUGGACAAGGUUUCACAGUGACGUGAACGGCGGCAGUGCUUUCUUUCAACGCCCUCGAUAUUCCGACACCCUCGAUCCACCGACACGGACACGAUAAAUGGCACCCCCGGCUGGCGUCAACGGCGUCUUGCCCGUCAGCGUCCUCCAGAAGAAUGCUCCCCCACAGGCGCCUCGCGGGCCCAAAGCUGCCCAGCCACGCCUGAAGCUCAUCUGUCGGCGACUGCCUCCAGGCUUGACCAAGGCUGAGUUCGAGAGCCUACUGGGCGCCGAGUGGAAGUUGGGAGCUGGCAAGAUUGACUGGAUGAAUUAUAAGAAAGGGAACAUCUCCACAGAUGCCGCCAAACCCUCUAGGCCGGCCCGGGCAUACCUACAUGUCACAAAGCAGGAGCACGUCAGAGUCCUCGGGGACCAGAUCCGCGCCGCUACUUUCAACGACGCCGCAAAGUCAUGGCAGGAUGGCGCCCUCAUCGGCCCUCCUACGCUCGAGUACGCCCCGUACCCCAAGAUGCCAGGCGGACGCCGCAGGAACGACAACCGACAGGCCACCAUCGACCAGGACCAGGAGUUCAAAGACUUCCUCGAGAGCCUGACAAAUCCCAUCACGAAGCCCGCUGCCCCCGAGAACGAGGCCCAGAAGGAGAAGGUCAAGACGACACCCCUAAUCGAAGCGCUACGAGAGAAGAAGGCGAACAGGGACAAGCCAAAUACAAAGGCCAACCGAUCAGGUCGUGGAGACGGCAAAGACGACACUGCAGAUCGCGCUGAGAAGAAGAUCAUGGCCAAGCCAGGCAAAGAGAAUGCGCUCAACGCAGGAGAUAAGAACCGCCGACUCACAAAGGCUGACAAGGCUCAAGCCACCAAGGAAGCAGUCAAAAUCCUGAACAAGGAGGCGUCCUCUUCCAAGACGAAUGCUUCGACUGACAAGGCUUCCGCUAGCCCAGCUCCAGAGCGCAAGCGCGCCAAUGUUGCGCUUGCUAAAUCGAUGCUCCAACGCGAUCUCGGCGUUGGACCAGCUCCUAACCGUCGACGCGGAACAAAGCGCGAGGUUGCCUCUGCUGUGUCAGACAGCGUAGCUCCGGCCAAAGAUGCAGUCACAGCAGACCAGAAGGCGAAGGAAGCAUCUGCCACCCAUACUGCUGCAGCUUCCACCUCCGACCAGACGGCACAGGCACACAAGAAGGAGCGACCAACCCGCGCCGAACGACGUGCAUUCAAGGCUGGUUUGACAGACAAGUCGAACAACAAGACUGGUGCCGAGGAUGCAAAGGCGACGCCAACCAAGGCCCCGGCCCCUCAGAUCCUAAAGAAACCCCAAACUGCACCUGCUACAACUGCACCCAAGGGCCCCGCUGCUUCGCGAGCUCCACCCACCGAACCUGCCUCUGCCAGGAACACUCUACCUUCAAAGCAGCCAACAACUCCAGCGAAGACAGAAGCAACACCAACCGCGCCCGCCGGCGUUACUGCGAAGGCAGCGCCAGCUCCACCAACUCCUUCCCCCACAAGCAAACAAGCGUUCCUCAAACAUGCGAAUCCAUCCCAAGGUAUCACCGAGCCACUCAUUGAGGAGGCCUUGAAAACCUUCGGGGGCAUCGAGAAAGUCGAGAUCGACAAGCGCAAGGGCUUCGCGUAUGUCGAUUUUGCCGAGCCCGAAGGUCUACAGAAGGCAAUGGCUGCCAGCCCCAUACAGAUUGCUCAAGGUGCUGUCCAAGUCCUCGAACGCAAAGAGAAGGUAGCCAGGAACGCGAACCCUCGCUUCAAUGGCCCUCCGACAGGACCAGCCCGGGGCGGUAGGGGUGGAUUUGCAUCUCGUGGACGCGGCGGUCGAGGAGGCGCCAGGGGCGGGGGUCAUAUCGUUAGCGGUCCGGCUACAGGGGCUGGUGGCACGACGCCUGCUUCGCCAGCUGCUGCUGCUGCUCCUCCGGCUCCUACACCCGUUACCAGUGCUGAUGCCGCAACAUGAGGCUCGCCUUGACAUCGUCACAGACUGGCGAAACACGAACUCAACACCAUUGCUAUGAUUCGUCAUCCAAGCUGUAGUUCUGAUGGUACACUACUAGUAACAUCUCCAACGCCCUUGCUAUAUGGACUACGAAGACAUACGGAAGAGUCGGUCCAUGUCUUGAAUAGCUCCGUAUCAGCUUAUUUGUGGAUUGAGCAUCAUCAACAAGUAUACUGACCAGGCAUGUUAUCACACCGCGUGGGAAACCCGGCAUGCUGAGGGCCGGUAUUGACAGAGAGCAUGCAAUAUGAGGAAUGACAGCACGGCACAUUAUGGCGGUUUAAGACAGACUAUGUAGUAGCUCAGUACGAUGCAAGUUAGAUAGAUAGCGAAUAGUCAACGAGAUAUGAAUAGGAGACUUUAUCUUGCC
Cucurbitaria berberidis CBS 394.84 is the source of this 2703-nucleotide messenger RNA. RefSeq lists its product as uncharacterized. Bases 429 to 2294 code for a protein of 621 amino acids. The transcript is spliced from 2 exons. Gene Ontology annotation, molecular function: mRNA binding. Gene Ontology annotation, cellular component: cytoplasm; nucleolus. The record is from RefSeq and is a predicted model, not a curated record. Gene Ontology annotation, biological process: positive regulation of translation; nuclear-transcribed mRNA catabolic process, nonsense-mediated decay. Lineage: Eukaryota; Fungi; Ascomycota; Dothideomycetes; Pleosporales; Cucurbitariaceae.